CGUUAGCUGUAGUUUGUAGGUUUGCUUAUCGAUCCAGCCAAAAAUAAGCAACAUGAAAACUAUUUUUGACUAGUUUAGUCGUAACAACGCAACCGUAUCCGUCAUAAAACGUGAGAAAUUAGCUCGUAACUACUAAAAGUUGAGAAUGGAGCCUCUGGAUCAUGCCAAGAACGAUGAAGGUAGUGGAUUCUCCAGGCGCCGCAUCUCUUCGAUUUUAAAAGCACCACGUAAAUCAAUCAGAUUCCCUGACCCAGAGCAACAGGAAAAUAAGGUGGAGUAUGCCAAAAAACCAGUGGAAAAGAAGAUUUCAAGGAGAGUCAGUUUUGCCCCUGCAGACGAUGUUCUCCUGUUUUCAAUGGAUGUAAAAAAUGCCUCUCCUGCCCGAAGUCCUCUCCAAGAAUUAGUAGCAACGACAGUAGCAGCCCCACAAAAUAGGGUCCAGGUGGCAGUCCCUGAAGAUGGAAUUCAACAAAUUGCUGGAAUGGAAACCCUAUUGAAUGCUCCUCUACAUGCUUCUCAACAAAGGGAUAAGGUCAACUUUGAUACUGGGGAUGACUUUGGGGAGAAAACAGUGAUGUUUUCGACAGAUGAUGCAUUCAUGGACAUGACCCACAGUCACACUAUGAAAAUUGCCGGUGAUGCAGAAUUAUUUGAUAUUUCCCUUCAAAACUAUGACACAUUACCCACUAGCAGAGAUAAAACAGUGAUGUUUACUGAAAAUGAUGCAUCCAUGGAUAUGACCUUAAGUCAUACUGUGAACAUGACAAGCAGUUCAGUAUCACUACCCACGAACAGAAGCAUGGAUUUAAGUGUGGAGAAGAGAAACAUAACCUCAUCAGCGCCUUGUGUGGAUCCUAGUGGAUUGGAAAACUUCCUCGCAACUCUCUUUAAACCAAGUGGCCCCAGCAUUAAUCCUGUGAUCACCAGAAUGACUCUUCCUGCUGGAGCAUCCUCUUCAGAAAGAGACAACUCCCUGGCCCAGGUUAAAACACAAAGGGCUGUUGUGGAUAAAGGAAAUGAGGCUCCAACUUCUGUUUUAUCUGUGAAGGAGAGGUCUCUGAAUACAUCCAGGAAGACUGGUGAAUCAUCUCAUGGGAGUGCACUCUACCCAACGGCUGAUGUAAGCAUGGAUAUGACUGAGGCUCAGACAGACCGCAUUCAGGGAUUCACAGAUGAUGACAACCCCUUUCAGUGUCUUUUUCCCACACGAGAAAUGUACUCCGACAUUGACAACAGAGUGUCACAGACAGCAGAGAAGACCGAACAACAGCAGGGCACUAAAACGCUGGCGUCAUUCAACUCUAAAGGUGUGACAUCUUUGAGGAAUCCUUCUCUACAUGCUUCUCAUCAGAGACACCAGGUCAACCUUGAUACAAAAGAUGAAUGCAGAGAGAAAACAAUAAUGUUCACUGCAGAUGAUGAGUUCAUGGACAUGACUCAGAGUCACGCAGUAAACAUUGCCAGUGGUCCAUUAACUCCUCCAAACCAAAAUCACGCUUGUGGAAAAAUGAACAAUGCUUCAUCUGUGGUGGAGAGAAAACGUGAGACUUGUGGUCCCCUCGGCUCGACAACAAAUGGUUCGGAUCUAGAAAGGGCUUCCAGUGGUAAUCUUGCGAUUGCCAGAAUGGUGCAUCCUGCUGCAGCAUCCUUUAAAGAAGCUGUCGGCACAAACAGCUUCCCGUCCCAGUUUAAAACUGAUGUUAGUAAAGAAAAUCCAUCACUAAAUACGAGGAACUUUGGAAAGUCUUUUAAUGGAGAUACAAUCUGUCCUGAAGAUGAUGUGAACAUGGAUAUGGCUGACACUCAUACAGGACUGCAUACACUGGAGUCAUUUAACAGUACAGGCGUGGAAACCUCAUUGAAACCAUCAUUAAAGUCGGAGGUAGAAAGACACCAGGUCAAAUUUGAUGCUGAAGAUGACUGCAGAGAGAAAACACUGAGGUUUUCUGCAGAUGAUGCAUGUAUGGAUUUGACACAAAGUCACACUGUAAAUGUAAUUGACUUCACCAGAGGAGACAUGUACCCCCAAAGUGGUCAUUUGAAGAAAGCAGAGAUGACUUCACAUCAGCAGCCCAGUGAAGCUUUGCGGUCAUCUAACCAUAAAGGUGCGGAAACUUCAUUGACUGCUUCUUUAAGGACGAAGGCUCUAAGACAUCAGGUCAAGUUUGAUGCUGAAGACGACUGCAGAGAGAAAACAGUGAGGUUCACCGCUGAUGAUGCCUGCAUGGAUGUGACACAGAGUCACACUGUAAACAUCGUCAGUGAUUUACAACGGCAGUCACACCAAAAUGUGGGCUUUUUACCUGCUUGUGGAGAGAAAAGAGUGAGGUUCCCUGCAAAUGACGCAGCAAUGGAUGUGACACAAAGCAACACUGUAAAUAUUGCCACCCAUUUCCCCCCACAGUCACACCAAAAUGUGGACUUUUUACCUGCUGGUGGAGAGAAAACAGUGAGGUUCACUGCAAAUGAUGCAGCAAUGGAUGUGACACAAAGUCACACUGUUAACAUCGCCACUGAUGUGGACCCACGGUCACACCAAAAUGUGGGCUUUUUACCUGCUGGUGGAGAGAAAACAGUGAGGUUCACUGCAGAUGAUGCAGCCAUGGAUGUGACAGGAAGUCACACUGCAAAUAUUGGCACUUGUUUAGAACUGCAUUCUUACCAAAAUAUGGACUUUGUACCUGCUUGCGGAGAGAAAACGAUGCGGUUCACUGCAAAUGAUGCAGCCAUGGAUGUGACACGAAGUCUCACUGUAAACAUUGCCACUGAUUUAGACCCGCAGUCACACCAAAAUGUGGACUUUUUACCUAUAGGCGGAGAGGAAACAGCGAGGUGUAUCACAAAUGAUGCAGCCAUGGAUGUGACACGAAGUCUCACUGUAAACAUUGCCACUGAUUUAGACCCGCAGGCACACCAAAAUGUGGACUUUUUACCUGUAGGCGGAGAGAAAACAGCGAGGUGUAUCACAAAUGAUGCAGCCAUGGAUGUGACACAAAGUCACACCAUAAACAUUGCCAACAAUUUAGUGUUAGAUUCAGUUCUUCCACACCGAGAUUCUAACAUUUUAUCCAAGCAUGAAAACAUGGAUUUUCCUUCAUCUGUGAAGAAGAGAGAAAGUAAGACAUGUAAUUCACGUAGAAAUCCAUCUUCAUCAACACACACUUUGGAUCCAGGAUUUAGAAACUCCCUGUCUAAAAUGAGUGGUCCCUGGGCUAAUCCUGUGAUCACCAAAGCAGUGGCUCCUGCUCCACAAUCCCCUCCAGAAACUGUAGACACAAAUGGCUUCCUAGAUCAUAAAACACAGAAGCCUGAUGUGAAUGCUGAAAUGGAAACUCCAGGUUUUCACCCAGAAAAUCCAGUAAAUAAAACCAUGACAGACUGUCUUGAGGUCAAUGUAAACAUGGAUAUGACCGAAGCUCAAACAGGCAACAUUUUGGUCGAAGCGUGUACAGAUGAGCCACAUCAAAGCCUUUCUUCCACACAGCAUUUGUACCCCGAUUCUGACCAUGUGAAUAUUACAGAGGUGACUUCACAUCAGAACAAUGGAGCUCCGCGAUCAUCCAACCCUGAUGGUGUGGAAAUCACCAACUGUCCAGACUCUCUUGACUCACAUGAAACUGACAACAGGAAGAAACCUGAACCUAGAAAUCAGACCUGUUCACCCAGUGUUGUUGACCAUGAUGUCGAUGCAGCACCUUCACGGAAGUCUAAACGAAUGAGUUUGGCCGAUCUCCACUCAAAAGUAAGACGACUGAGCCACAUGGUAAAUACACCUCUGGAUACUAUUGCCAUAGCACCUUUGGAACAGCUGGAACACAACAUGGACAAAAACUCAGAAGACAAAACCAAAUCCCUUCCUGGAAUGGAACCUGGACUUGAAAUGGGUUUGGUAAACACUGAAGAAAAUACACAAGCUCAUUGUCUUAUGGAAGAAGACCCCUCUACUACUCCUGCCACUCCUUUCAACUUGAAGACUAAACAACUUAUGUCAAGACUCUCAGUGGGAGGCUUUAAGCCAAAGCUGCCCAAAAGAAGCAAACCUGACGAUUCAAAGAAGGUGAAUUCAGUGGAGGAAUAUACAAAGACGAUCACUGUCAAUGUUGCUAAUCAACUGAGCGACUUCGACGAUGUGAGCGACAUUUACGAUGAAGAGCUCGGAAGCUUUGAAGAUACGACGCCACUGCCAGUAAACGAAAAUGAUAUGGAGGAUGAGAAGAGAAUGAAAACAUCUGCUGAGAUGGCCGCUGACUUUGAAAUGGGAUCACAGUCUCAUCUUGUAGAGUGUGACGGUAACAUUACUACAGCUCCAUCCAUGACUACACAGUCCACUGAUGACUCCAACAGCACUCACACGGCCAGCAUCAGAUGUGAGGCUACGUUUGAAUCAACUUUCAAACAAAGCCUGUUUGAAUCCCAGCUUGAAGACUAUGCCAGUGACAUGCAGAGGAAAUUCGAUGAUGGCACCAUGACAGUGUUAGAGUUCUUUAAACUCUUCAACAUAGACUUUGUCAUUCACAAUCCUCGGCAAAGUGUCCUCCCUGGCAGACUUUUGUCAGACACAGAUCGCACACCGAUGGAUUUACUGAAAGACAGGCAUGUCAACCGUCCUAAACAGAUGGUGUAUGAGACAAACGUCCUGAGCCUAACAGAGAAGGUGGAGGGGUUGAAGGAGCGCAUGCAGGAUCUAGACAAACCGCUGAAGAUUGUCAAUAGACCUCUGUGGGAGGAAAUGAGUAAUUCUUCAGAAAAAGAGCUCAAAUCUUUUGGCGCGAAACUAAAAGAGCGAAAUAACUUGUUCAGAAAGACGAGCAAAGUUCAGUCCCAUGACAUGAAGGAGGUGUUGUACUCCAACCUUGUGCAGGCUAAUCUGGAGGAGCAACAGAGGUUGAGAGGAACGAUCGAGGAAGCAGAUGAGAUGAUAAAAAGUUUGGAUGACUGCAUUUGUCAGUUAGAAACAGAACUUGCUGCAGUCGAAGAAAAAGGCUUCGAAGACACGCCAAGUCUGAAAUCACUUCAGGAAGAAAUGCAGAAAGUCACAGAGGCAUUGGAAGAUAAUGACCGACAAAUAUCUGAACUGGAGAUGCAGAAGAAGCCAAAUUCAAAUAAACUGAACAGGCUGAGAGCUGAGACAAGGAAGCUCGAGAGCCACGUCGCCAUGCUGCAUACGUUGAAUGAAUGGAAGUUCGGAGAGAAGGGAGACAACUGCACAGCCUACACUUUCCUCCAUGAGACCUUCCAUCUGCAGUUGGUGUUUGAAAAAUCCACUGGGAAUGAUGCUGAUAAUCAGUCGGAGAGGAAAAUAUCACACAUCACGUUCAAACAUCAGCUUGACGAUGAGAAGUCUCAGGGCCAUGCCUGCCUCGUCCACAAACUGCUCUCUCAGUACACUGAGGGAGAAGCUGCCUGGGUGGAGAAGUAUCCAACGAGCAGACAUGUUCCAGAGCUGCUCCAUGACGUGGGCCUGGUGGUGAGUCGCUGUCGUCUGCUAGGAGAGGAGCUGCGUCUGCUGACAAUGUGGGGGGGUCUAAGGCUCGAUAUUGUCAGCAUCAGCUGUGUGGACACUCAAGUUUGCAUCAUCUUCAGCAGUCUUAAGACAUUUUCCAAGUUUGAGGUGGUCUUCUCUGUCAGUUUGACCAACCACCUCUAUGUCCUUCAAGUGCAGAGCUUCAAAAACAUGAUCGGAAGCACAACGAUCCAGCAGAUUGAAGAGAUUGUGGCAUCGUUCAGUCCAGCCAGGAACCUCUUGACAAAGAUUGUCAAAAAGAUUCAUGAAAAUCUACUCUGCUGAGACCAACUAUUGUUUCUAAUCAAACUGAUUUGUACAAAAUAGAUGUUGAAAGAUGAAAAACUAUAAAAUCUGUUAACUGAAAAUGAAUAUAGUCUAAAUGUUCCCAGUCUGUUUUCUUCUUCCAUGGUGUGCAUCAAGUGAUGGUUUUUCCUGUAUUUUGUGUUGUCCUCAUAAUGCAGCUGCACAUGUCCAAUAUGCAUAACAAUUUGCAUUUUGUUAGAAAAUACUUUGGUUUCCAAUGUAGUGCAUAGAAAGGGACAACAUAAAUAUAAAAAUCGUUAGAAUACAGUAAAUCAGAUCCACAGCUGCAGCUCAUGUCCUUUUAAUCAGAACUUUGACCAGAAGUCAAAAUUAUCUGCAAUCUCUGACAUUUAGGUGCCCAAACUUCUCAAAAGAAUUAAAUUGCCAAAGUAUUUUGUUGUUUUUGUUCUUGAAUAAGUGGAAUAAUGGCCCAGCUACAUUGUAGUUAGAGGUUAUUCAAACCAUGCUCAAUUGUAUUAGCGAUGUCAUCUAGCUAGAAAAUUUGGUUUAAUUUAUCUUUUCUUAGUGUUCAUGCGCAACAUUUAAAAGAUUAAAUUCACUUGUCUGUCACUGGUCUGGAGUGCAGACAGUGUAAUGUUUUCUGUGCAGUUUCCAGAGUCGCCUCCAGAUGGUGAACAUGGACCGAUUUUGUUUCUGUAAAGGAGCCCUGAUAGUACAUAUCAGCUGGAUCCUGUAUGUGAGACAAGCACCGACAAAAGGUUGUAUAUCUUCCAUGCUCUGUUGUAAAUAUGAUUCUCUAUACUUUGUUCCUAAUAUUUUUCCCACACUUCUUGUGAUCUUUUUAAUUUUUAAUAAAAAUUGUUAAUAAAUACUCAAAGGUUUCCAU
Messenger RNA from Chelmon rostratus (copperband butterflyfish), 6656 nucleotides. It is a transcript of the gene knl1, whose product is annotated as kinetochore scaffold 1. The transcript is spliced from 32 exons. NCBI's taxonomy places the organism in Eukaryota, Metazoa, Chordata, Actinopteri, Chaetodontiformes, Chaetodontidae. Gene Ontology annotation, biological process: protein localization to kinetochore; attachment of spindle microtubules to kinetochore; cell division. The coding region runs from base 146 to 5788 and encodes 1880 amino acids. Gene Ontology annotation, cellular component: nucleus. The record is from RefSeq and is a predicted model, not a curated record.